CCCCCGCCCCCCGCCGCAGCCGCGGGCGCACUCGCGGGUCGCAGUGAAAAGGCGGAGGCGGCGGCCGCUCCGGCUCCGCUCCGGUUCCCAGUGCCUCCUUCGCCGCACCCGCCAAACUUGAUGUGACCCCAACCCGACGCGGCGGCUGCCUUUCACCGCCCCUCGCAGCCCCCACCGCCACCCCGCCCUGCGGCCCCGGAGCGCACCGCUCACCGCGCCCCUUCCCACCUCCUCGCUGGGGCCGGGCGCCGCGCUCGCCCUCUGCGUUCCCUUCUCCUCGCCACCCCCACCCCACCCCCCGCACCAUGAGCAACCUGAAGCCGGACGGCGAACACAGCACCAGCACGGACACCAGCACCGUCACGGGCUCGGGCUCCGGCGGCACCCUGGAGGAGGAGGUCCGGACACUGUUUGUCAGUGGCCUCCCUGUGGACAUCAAACCCAGAGAACUCUACCUGCUCUUCAGGCCAUUCAAGGGGUAUGAAGGGUCCCUGAUCAAGCUCACAUCGAGACAGCCUGUUGGUUUUGUGAUCUUUGACAGCCGGGCAGGAGCAGAAGCAGCCAAGAAUGCGUUGAAUGGUAUUCGCUUUGAUCCUGAGAACCCGCAGACCCUGAGGCUAGAGUUUGCCAAAGCCAACACCAAGAUGGCCAAGAAUAAGCUAAUGGCUACACCAAAUCCUACCAACACUCACCCCGCCCUAGGAGCACACUUCAUCGCUCGGGACCCCUAUGACCUGAUGGGGGCCGCUCUGAUCCCUGCAUCCCCCGAGGCCUGGGCCCCCUACCCUCUGUACACCACAGAGCUGACCCCAGUAAUCUCACAUGCUGCAUUCACAUACCCAGCUGCCACUGCUGCUGCCGCCGCCACCCUCCAUACUCAGGUGCGCUGGUACCCUUCCUCUGAUACCACCCAGCAAGGAUGGAAAUAUCGCCAGUUCUGUUAGUUCUUCCGUAAGUGCUGGCCCGGAGGGCUGGGACUGAGAGUGGCCUAGAGCUUGGCUUCCGCAGGGUCGUGGUUCCUCUGCCCGAGUCCAGGACCUGCUGGUGCUACUCCCCCGCCCGAGCUUGUGCCUGGGGCACUCUGGCUGGUUUGCCCCGUCUCCUCCCAUCCUGCAGCCUCCUCACCAGGGGAGGACCUGGGUUCGACUCCAGUCCAGCCCCACCCCUCAGCUCAUGGCCUCUCUCCCCUCCCUCCAGGCCUUGUCACCACAGCUGGGGAGGAAGCCACCCUUAAACUCCCACUGCCCCCAGGCGGCCGUGCAGAGAUGCUGCUUCCCGCCAAAGACUGUGAAUUUUAAGCCUGACUCAGUGGACUCUUUCCUGUUCCCUUUCUCUCCUCUUCCUCAGCCCAUCCUGCCCCAGAGCCCCUCUCCAAGGCCUCGCAGCAGGAUUCCGGGGCCUUCUCGCUGGGACACCCUGGCCCAGCUCAGAGGCCUCGUUGGGACUGAGCAAGGCCCGACCUCCAGGCCAAAUUUGCUUCCAUAGCUCCACCUCAGAGCAACGAGGCAUUUAAUUUUGCAUGUUUUCUGGCAUGAAUUAAGACACUUCAACUUGUGUAUAUGUGAGUGUACAGUUUGUUCUCACAUUGUGUCACCAUAGCAACAGAUCCUGACCACUAUGGUUCAUCAUCCCCCGCCCCCUCCCCACACCCCUCCCAGGCACCCACCCUGCUUCAGUGAGGACCAAGCCCUGCAGCCCGGCCCGCCCACCCCCCACCCCACCCCACCCUUCCAGGCUGAACAGGAAGGACCACCCAGCCGAGAGAGAGCAUUUUUUUUGUGGUCAUUUCAAAUUGGGGUCCUCUGCUUCCUCCUCCUCAGAUGGGCCCAUUUUGCUUACGUCCACGCUGCACCCCCGCCCCCUGCCAUGACUCCUCAUUCUUUCCAAACUUCAAAACCAACCAAAAAGUUAAAGUAUUUUUGUACCCUGUGUAACAAAAUAUUUAUGCAUCAUAAAGGAUUUUUUCGUGUGUGUGUGCGAUUAAUUAUUGAAGAGACCUUGUCUGCCCUGUCAGUUAAGUUUAACGUUUAGUUGGAGGCAUGAAGAAGAAAAGGGUUUCCGUUCUCUAGCAGUGAGCCUUAGCGUCAGCUGUUAGUUUAGGGAAAAUGAAGGAAAAAUUGUGCAAUUUUUUUGUUUUGUGAGCACAUCGGUGCUGUGCCUUGGACCGCAGCUGGGGCUGUCUUGCCGUUUUCAGACUUGGGAGACGAGGUGGCUGUUGUAAUUGCCGAUCCUGUGAGAAUGUGAAACUGGAUAAUAUAUGAAAUGCAAAAUAAAAAAAUUAUGCAAAGUAA
Phacochoerus africanus (Common warthog) is the source of this 2291-nucleotide messenger RNA. RefSeq names its product RNA binding protein, mRNA processing factor 2 (gene RBPMS2). The record is from RefSeq and is a predicted model, not a curated record. Gene Ontology annotation, molecular function: mRNA binding; protein homodimerization activity. Gene Ontology annotation, biological process: negative regulation of smooth muscle cell differentiation. Bases 306 to 944 code for a protein of 212 amino acids. Gene Ontology annotation, cellular component: cytoplasm. NCBI's taxonomy places the organism in Eukaryota, Metazoa, Chordata, Mammalia, Artiodactyla, Suidae. The transcript is spliced from 7 exons.